Clunio marinus is the source of this 12481-nucleotide messenger RNA. The record is from the annotation of a GenBank genome assembly. NCBI's taxonomy places the organism in Eukaryota, Metazoa, Arthropoda, Insecta, Diptera, Chironomidae.
AAAUUUUCUUCAACUAAAAUCACAAAAAAGCUAAAAUAAUGUUUUAAUAUUCUAAAAAUUAACAGAAGUAACUUUAACAUCUUAAAACGAUGAAUUGUCAUCAAAUAUUAAGUGGAGCAUGCAAUGCUGGAGACAGGUGCUUUGCCGUUGGCUCAGUAGAAGGUGUUUCGUUUACGGCUUACGCAGCUGGCUGCAACAUUGUCAUACUCGCAAGUACAUUUGAACGUGUACAAAUCAUUCCUGGUGCAAAGCAUAAUUAUAUCAGAAUAUCAGCGCUUGAUUGUAGCACGGACACGGGAAAAAUCGCCGCAGCAUAUGAGGACAAAGUUUGUAUAUUUGAACCAACGCCUUUGAUUCACAGUUCACAACCACCAGUACAUGGACUUGAAUACAAAUGGGUUCAAACUGGAACACUUCAAGCGUCAUCACACAUCAGUUCUUUAUCAUGGAACUUGGAAGGCACCAGACUACUUACCGGCGGUAUUGUCCUUGAAAUGUGGCAUGAAAAAUUCGGAAAACCAGACGAUGAAACUCAAGAAUCAUCAAAUGUGAAAUUUGAAAUCGGUGGCGGUGAUCCAAGAACACCAACAAAUGAACAAGACGAUGUUUCAGAUGAAACAUGGGAAUGUGUAUGGAAGUGUCACACAGCAGCUCCAGUUCAUCACAUGGCAUUCAGUCCCGAUGGAACACUCUUUGCGACUUCUGGAAAAAAUGAUCGAUUAGUUAAAGUUUGGUACGAGAACAAACAUUUGUUAUUUCCAUCACGAAAUCUCGAACAUAAUCAUUCGAUGGGAAGUUUUAUCGGCAAUCCAAUGGAAUUAAAUUAUGGAUUUGUUUAUGUCGCACAUCCUCGCGCUGUCACGCAUAUAUCGUGGCGAAAGACGAGUAAGUACAUGCCAAAAGGAUCAGUUUCUAACAUGUUAGUGACGUCGUGUUUGGACAACAUUUGUCGGAUCUGGGUUGAGACAGUCUUACCCGACGACGGACUUGUCAACAUGAAUCAAUUCGAUCCACUUGCAUCACAGAAUCCCAAAUUUCGAACCCAUCGUCACAAACAUCGAUUCAUGCAACGAUUGAAGCACAUGAAAACAUGUUUUCAUAUUCGACGUCAUGCGAAGCAUCACGCAGCAACUGGCAUCAGUGGAAUGGCUGCAGGCUUUGGCGGACUUGGAACAGCGAAUGGUUUUGGACAGCCGCCGAUUCCUACGUUACCAUCAACUUACAGUGUUCAUGAUUUCCAUUCUUACGGCUAUCAUGGAACGGGAGUCACGCCCGGACUUCAUUUUCAUCUCGCUGCAAGCAUAAAUGCUGAAACUGACAUUCCAUUAGUUCCAUCUAUGCAAACAAACGACCCAGCAUCACAACCAAACUUCAUUCUGCAUUGGUUGAAUAACAAAGAAAUGCAUUUCUCAUUGCAAGCUGAAAGCAUCAUGCAAGACAUGACGCGAAAGUUGAUUGAGAAGGAAGACUUGAACAAUCUUUUGACAGGAGGUGAAAAUAGUCAUUCGGAACAUUCAGCUGAUGAUCAUCAUCACGGUGUUGCUGCUGACGAAGUUAAAAGCAAGCUAAUUAAAAUGAACAAAUCAAUGUCACAUGAUGAGAGUCAACAAAGUGAUGAAGUUCAUCCACAACAUCAACCACAACAGCAUGGACAUCGUUCACAAUCAAUUGGCGCGACAGUUCCACCAUCACACACACUUUCCAACACCACAUCAAUUCAAUCUUUGAUGACUGAUGGACAAACUGCUGGUCAUGGUGUUGGUGGUGGUUUGAAUGUCAAUGCAGCGACUGAUUCAUUGGACAUGAAAAUUGAAUGUUUACUUCGUGAUUGGCAUCACAAUCCUGAUUUACUCUUCUCAAUUCAUCCAAUUGAUGGAAGUUUCUUGAUUUGGGUGAUUGAAUGGUUGGAUGAAUAUCAUCCUGGAUCAUUUCGACAAGCCCAAGUGUCAUUCUCUACAAGAAUUCCAUCAGCAUUUCCACUUGGCGAUGCGAUGUCAAUGUCGACAACUGUCAGUUUAUUUUCAUCCGGUAUUAAUUAUUUGCAUUUUCGUGAUAUGGUCAUAAAAGGUGUGUCGAAAGCAACGACGAAAGAAGGAACAUCGACAACAAAAGAUCAUGGCGAUGGGGACAUUGGAACGCCAUUGCCAAGUGUUCAAGAAGAAAACGAUCUUGAACCAGCUGACGGCGAUAACAACGAAGAUGAUGAACAAGCGGAAGGAGAAGACGAAAAGAAACCGGAAACAUCAUCAGCAAAUGAUUCUGGAAACAUAAAUGACGCCGCUCAUCAUAUUGUCAAUGAUUUACUUAUGGCACCGCCAUCACCAACAAUCUCAAUGGUGACAAAACAUUCAAAUGGAACUUUAAAUUUAUGGCAAUUAACAUUCGCUGAUAAAAGUAAAUUUUCUCAAGUUUUAAGUAUUGGACAUGCAUCGAGAGCAAGUGGACAUCGUUUUCGUGUUAAUGAUAUCACUUGUCAUCCAGUGUUGCCUUUAUUGUUAACAACAUCACAUCACAACAUCCCAGAAUUAACAGCAAAUGAAGGUGGUGAAGAUGAUGAUGAGAAUAGCAGCAACAAUCGAUUUACUGCUGACAAAUUGAGACGAGGAAAAGAUGUUUGCGUUCCACUUGGAUUUUGUUCGGAACUUAUUUUAUGGCGAGUUGAUUCGGUUGGUCCAUUAUCACAAUCUGGCGGUGUUUGUGAGCUUGCAAGGAUAAAUUCACCGGAAAUAUCAGCAUUUAGUAAUGUGGCUUGGAUUCCAACACUUUUACCGAGUACAACGCUUGGAAAUUUAUCGAAUUCACCAUCAGCAUGUUUCGUUGCAAGUGAUGGCGAAUCGCUUCGUGUUUAUCAAGCUGUAAUUGAUGCAAGAACGCUUCUUGCUGAAAUUUCAAGUUCUGAACGUCGACAUCGUUUAAUGACAGACUCGAUGAUGUCAUUGUCAACUGAAUGUUCAUCACUUAACGAACAAUUGAUGCAUCAUCAAUCGCCACUUCAUGAUAAAAUUAAAAUCGUAUCACAACAAUCGACAGCACGUCCUGGUUGUAUAAUUCAAUUGGAUGCAAUUGACGAUGCGACACAUGAUUGGCAGAAUACGCAAUUCUUGCAUGUUUUUCAAGAACAAUUAAUAACAGGUGAGAGAAACGAUUCAAAUUCGACGGGAUUGAUUGAAAAGCUUGGCAUGGAUGUGAGUAAUGAACCAAUUGGUGGAUUGAUGGAGAAAGAAAUGGAUGCGAUGGUUGAUUUACAGAGAAAUUCAGUGUUUGAAGAGCCUUUUUACAUCGUCGUUCUUGAGCGAACUCAAAAAGGAACGACAGUUCAUAUGUGGCGUAUUGUCAUUGCAUCUCAACCUAUUGAAAAUGAUUUAACAAGCAGCAUGAUGUACGUUCCCGAUAGUAACAUUGUUCAAGACUUAGACGAUCCUGAUGAUCAUCAAAGCAAACUUGGACGACAAUCAUCAGCUGGAAUGACAGCCGAUGAUAAUAAAACUGGUGGGACAAACGAAUAUUGUCCACGUGUCAAUAUUUCAACAACGAAAGUUUGCACACAAGAACUUCCACUUGCUGAAGGUGUUGAUGUUGUUCAUGCUUCACCAGCUGCUGGCCAUUUAAGUUCAUCGUCGAUUUAUCCAGCAUGCUUUGCUCCUUACAUCAUUGUCACGGCAUGUUCUGAUUCGACAGUUCGCUUUUGGAAAUGCAAAGUGACGAAAGUUAAGCAAGGAAAUUCAUCGUCAAGUAACAAAUUUAAAUACGAAUGGCGUGAAUGGGACAUGAUAAGGAAAGAUCAAGAAUCAACGAUUGAUAUUAAUGGACAAUUAUUGAAUAUUAGUGCAGCUUAUAGUGGACGAAUAGCUUGUGCAUAUAAAUAUGGAAAAUCGUUCACACGUCCAACAAAAGCUGAUCCUGAAUCGCGUUAUGUGAAUCUUUGUGUUGCAAUUUACGAGUGUGAAAGCACGGGUGGAAGUGAGUGGGUGUUGGAAGACACAAUUCACUUAAAGAACAUUCAUUUACCACGAAUUCAAGUCGAUCCACAUCUUGAUUUGAGUUAUCUUUAUGAUCAUAAAUCAUUGAUGAAGAAGCAAAGAUUGCAACAAGUUCUUCAUCCAUACACAUCGCACGAUGAUCUCAUACGAACACCAAAUCGUCACGGUGGAAGUUCAAGCAGUAUUAAUGGUGAAACAACGCCAGAGAAUCUUAAGCCAACGAAUAAUGGAGGAUUGUUGGCUGUGCCAAGUUUCAGUACGUUACAAAGUUUAAGAAAAUCGAUAACUGAACAUGGCAACACUUGUCCAUUGACACAGAAACAUUUGGUGCAAUUGGAUUGGGUAUCGAAGGAAGAUGGAUCACAUAUAUUGACAGUUGCUGUUGGCAGUAAGAUUAUGUUGUUUACACCAGUCUCAAGUGAUUUAGCACAAGCAAAUAUGAAAGCAAUGAAGGAAAGUCAGACAGCAAAUCGACCUUUGUUACGUAAAGCAAGUUCACUUGCACGUCCACACUUCAACGAUGAGAUUCGUUGGAUGAAAUUACGUCAAAUUGAAUUAAGCACAGCUGAUGGUUUACCACCAUUACCUAUGCAAAUCUCGUGGGUUCGUGAUGGAAUUUUUGUAGCUGGAAUGGAUUCUGAAAUGCAUGUUUACUCACAAUGGAAGCCACGCGAUUACAAGCAGAUUUUAUCACAUCAUUUAGAGAGUUUAGAUAACUUUUAUGACACGAGAAUCUUACGUGAUGAAGAUCUUCGUUCACUUGUGAAUGAGAGUAAUCAAAGACGAUUAGCAAACGUUCCAUCAAUGCCACAUUUGUCACGAAUUAGCGCAACAAAUUUACAGAUGUUUGGUGCUCAAGAAAAGAAAAAGAAAGGCGGAGGUGGCAACAACAACAAUGGACAAGUUCAAGAUGUUCCAAUCAAUUAUGAUUACAUGAACGAUUUUGGAUUGUUUGAAGCGUCACGUAUCGCUUGUCCCGUCCUUCCACAAUAUCAUCCCAAGCAAUUAAUGGAAUUGUUGAAUUCUGGAAAGAUUCGUUGGGUCAAAGCAAUUCUUGCUCAUUUAGUUCGUUGCAUUAGUGGAUCUUGUGCUGUAAGAGGUGGUGGUAAUGAUGAAGAAAGCUUGAAUCGUCAACAGCGAGGUUGGUCGAGAUCUCGCACACUUUCUGUGAGCUAUGCCGCUGGCACAACUAGUCCAUUAGAACCGCGUGGUUCAACUACACAGAUUCCUGAAGAAUUAACAUUAGACUAUGCUGAGAUAACAUCAAUACCACCAUUACCAUUAUGGACACUUUUAGCUGCUGAUAAAGAGAAUCUUGCUCAACAACAGAAGGAAGAAGUUAAGGAUUAUAAUGAACUCUUCGACAGUAGCAUUGCUGAAGACGAUUUAGAUGAGUUGCUUGAAGACGACGGCGACUCGCCACGUCGUUUCGAUCGACGUUCAUCAAUUCCCGAACGUCAAUAUUUGUCACAUUUUGGACCACGCCAAGGACAAUUGUUGUCACGUCUACUCACACACACACAUCUUCCUGGCUUGUCAAGUUUAGAUCAAAUGCAUCUCCUUGCUUUGGCUGAUACAGUUUCAACUUGCAACACUGACUUUGCUGAAAGAUUCGCUAUCGAUGCAGCGAAAACUGCAAUCGCCAAAGAGAAUUUAACUGGAAAUCCUGGCGACAGUGAAAAUCUGUCAACAGACUCACUUGAUGAUUGCGGUUUAAGAUUCCUUUUAGCGAUGAAACAUUUCAGUUAUUUACUACGUUGUUUACCACUCGCACAACGUACACAAUUCCAAAAACAAGGCGUGGGAACAUCAAACAUCGUUUGGGCUUUUCAUUCUGAAAGUGAAGAAGAAUUAUUGAAUUUAAUUCCAAAUUAUUCCAAAGGACAAGUUAAAUGGAGUCAAUUGAAGGAGUUGGGGGUUGGUUGGUGGUUGAGAAACCAAACAUUGUUGAGAACUUGCGUCGAAAAGUUAGCAAAAGCAGCUUUUCAAGCGAAACAAGACCCACUCGAUGCCGCAAUUUAUUAUUUUGCAAUGAAAAAGAAAUCCGUCGUUUGGGGAUUGUUCAGAAAUCAACGUGAUGAGAAAAUGACGCAAUUCUUUCAAAAUAAUUUCAGUGAAGAUCGAUGGAGAAAAGCAGCAUUGAAAAAUGCUUUCGCUUUGUUAGGAAAACAAAGAUUUGAACAUGCAGUCGCAUUCUUCCUUCUCGCUGGCAGUUUAAAUGAUGCAUUGGAAGUUUGUUUAACGAAACUUGAAGAUUUACAGCUUGCGAUGAUUAUCACACGACUUUAUGAAGGCGAACACGAUAAUUCACCGCCAAGUUACAAGAAACUCAUUUAUGAAGAGAUUCUCGGUUGUGAUAAAAACGGUGAGAAUCAAGACAUCGAACGUGCACAUCCCGAUCCAUUCCUACGUUCAAUGGCUUUAUGGAUAUUGAAAGAUUACAGCGGAUCUCUUGGAACUUUAUUGCAAAAUGAAGUUGGAUUAUUACAUAAAGCAUACGACGAUGAAGAUCCAUCACUUCUUCAUGCUUCAACACAUUCAGGAAAGACAGCAAAUCCAAAUGUCUUCAACUUUUAUGUUUAUCUUCGUACACAUCCACUUUUAAUUCGUCAACACAUCGCAACGACGGCACUUGAAAAGAAACGAACACAAGUUGUUUUAAGUGGUUUCAGUUUCGGUGGAGUUGGUGGAAUGACAAGAGCUGAAAGUAUUAGUGCAGCAAUGGGGCAGAAUGGAAAGAUUAAAUCAAGUACAAUGGCGACUGAUAAACAAUUACAUCUCGAAGAUUCUAUAACACCACUUGAACGUCAAUUGUACUUCACAACAGCUCACGGACAUUUCAAAGCUGGUUGUCCAGCAUUAGCGCUUGAAGUUCUCAGUAAACUUCCAACAAAGGUCAUUGAAACUGAUGGACAUGAAAGCGACAUUGACAAUUUAAGUAAUGCAACUACUGACAACAAAAAAGAUACAAACAUGAAUCUUAUCGAGACGGGAACAUUCGAUUGGAGUCAACCAACAUCGACGACAGCAGCAAUCAAUAACACAUCAAGUAGCUUUGAUUGGAGUGCACCCGUGUCACAAUCAGUUGAUGAUGGAUUUAAAAUUGUUUGGGAUGAUGCAGACGAAGAAGAAGACGACGACGAUGAUGACGGAGGCGGAUUAGGAAUGAAAAUUGAUAAAAACAUAGAAGAGAAAGAAAAUGAAAAAGGAAAUCAAGACAAUACCAAAGCAACAGUAAAUCCAAGUGAUAAUAAUAAUUUAAGUGAUAGUCAAGUUGGACAAUUGGAUAUCAUGGCACAACAAUUAAAAUUCAUUGCAUGUUUAAAGAUUUUAAUGGAAGAAUUAUCAACACUUGCAACAGGCUUUGAAGUUGAUGGUGGUCAACUUCGUUAUCAACUUUAUGUUUGGCUUGAAAGAGAAGUUGAAGCAUUAAAGCAAUUAUGUAAUUACAUAACGUCAGAUAAUGUUGAUGGCGGUCCAAAUGUGACAACUGCUGAAGAUAUUGCGAUUGAAAGUAAUUACGACACGCCACAAAUGGCAACGAAAUUCCAACAUGAUCGUCCAACAUUGCAUGAAAUUCUUCUUCAAGAGAAACACGACUUUGAAGCGAAAGUUCAAAGAGCAGCGAAGAGAAAGCGUUGGUUGAAAGCAAACGAGACUUUAUUGCGAACACUUUUGAGUUAUUGUUCAUUACAUGGCGCAAGUGGUGGUGGAUUAGCGAGUGUUCGAAUGGAACUCGUGUUGUUGCUUCAAGAACUUCAACAAGAGAAGACACAACAACAACUUCUCAGUCCACUUCCAUUCCCAACGACUUUACCACUUCUUAGUGCUUGCGUUGCCGGCAAUAAAACUGUCAUCGCUGAUCCAAUUCGUUAUCUUCAACAACAUACACAUGACAUGCUUCAAACUGUCGUUGAUUUACGCGGACCACCGAUGGGCAUUCGCGAUGCACAUUUCUCGGAAGUUUUCGUGUUGAGAGAUCUCGCAGUUGCACUUUCAGCUUGUAUUUAUCAAUCGUUAUGUGAUUCUGAUACAUUUAGCGUGAAACAUUCAGUUGGUGGUGAUUGUCAUAGUCCUGGAAUGGAGACAAUUGCAAAACUUAAUGCAAGUUGUCAAAGCACACAUUUAAUGGCAAAUGCAGCUGCACAUACAAGACGAAGAAAAUAUUCAACAGAUGAACCAGUCACAGUCAGCACAUCACCAUCAAAAUGGCCUGGCGUGACGAAUUUAAGAGCUUUACUUGCAAGAGAGAAAGACGAAGACACUCCACGAUUAAAUGUUCUGUUGACUGAAGCUUUUGUUGCAUCUUUCAUGUCACUUCUUGUUUAUGCUCUCACAACAUGUGAUUGUCACAUUUUGUAUCGUUUAGUUGGACAAAAGUUCACUGACUCGACAUGGGCUUUGUUGUAUGGUGGCGGUGUCAAGAAACUGUUACGAAAAGCGACGUCACAUGUUCAAGCAGCACAACAAAUGGUGCAGCAACAAUUGCAACAACAGGAAAGUGCGGAAGGCGAGAGUGGAACUGGUGAAAGUGGAAUGUGGAACACCGUGACGUCAAUCACAAAGCAUCGUGUGAAGCUCAACAUGAAGAUUCUUGGACAAUUUGGUGGUCAACCAACAUCGACAAAUAUGAAGGAAGAUAAGCCGACAUAUCGUGAACAAUUUGUGUCACCAGAAUUGUCAAUGGUGAGUUAUUUCCUGACGAAACCUUCAUUAAGUGGCGACACAAAUGAAGACGAUUAUGAUUCAGCGGAUUCUGCUGUUUCUGAUCUCGAUGAUGAUGACGAUGAUGAAGAUGUUUUUGCUGAUCCACUCAACAAUGAUCCAAAGAAAACGCAAACGGCUGCGGCGAUAAAGAAACAUCGAAAGGAGAACAGCGAACAUACAAAUCCAAAUUCAUUGUCGUGGUGCAUUCUUCGUUGUGCAAUUGUGAAACAUGCUCAGAAUCAAAUUCAAUCAUUUAUUAAUGUUGCUGGUUUGGAACUUCAAGAACUUCCAGUUUGUAGUCCGUUGAUUCAUGGAACGUUGAGAUCGUUGGCGAUAUGGCAAGAAUUGUUGAAGGAAGAACUUGAACAUCGUGGACCAGCGUCUGCUGAUUACAUUCCUGGAUGUUUUAUUGAAAGUGAGAAUAAAGGUCCAUCAAUCCACAAAUACAGAUCGUUGCUUGAAAGAAACAAUACGCCGUUUAGUCCAUGUGCAGCUUCAGCUGCCCCAUCACGAAGAUUAUGGAACUUCAUGGUGCGACAAGAACAAUGUCAAGAAAUCUUCAUUCGUGCAAUAUUCGGGAAGAGAAAGACAUUUGCUUAUGAUCAACCGAGCACUGCUUCUCAACUUGGAACUGCUGUUCCUUCGGUGUCGAAUUCUGUUAUUGAUUUCUCACAACAAUCUGAAGUUGGUGGCGUGAACUUCUCGGGAUCGAAAGAACAAAAUCAUCAACAACUUCCCGAACCUGUCAGAAUUAUUCACAAAGAUCAAGAAUCAAUUUCAGCUUUCUGUAUUAAUUUAACAAAUGUUGGAAUGCUGGCAUUAGCAACACCAAGAGAACUUCAAGAAAUGGACAUUUCAUUGCUGCUCGAGUCCCCAAAUUGGUUGGAAGACGAAUGCGAAUUUGACAUCAUGAACUUAUCCAAGGACGUUGACACUUUACCGUCGAGUGGUUUUCUUGUCAUUCAAUCAGCGAACAACGACAAAUCAGCUGAAAAGCAAGCACAGAAUCUUCAACAAGCACCAAUGCCAAUGAGUCCACAACCAGGACAGACGGGACGUGGAGCUUCAGUGGUCCUGAAACAUAAAAUCGACAACAUAAAAAGGAUGAGUUCUCAUCCAUUGAUGCCUUUGUACUUAACAGGCGGACAGGAUGGAUCUGUUCAAAUGUGGGAAUGGGGACAUCAACAAGCUGUUUGUACGCCACGUCCUCCGGGAACAUUCGCAAAAGUGACUCGAUGUCGAUUCUCUCAACAUGGAAACAAGUUUGGUGUUGCUGAUGGUGAUGGAAAGCUGAGUUUAUGGCAAGUUGGACUUGCGUCUCAAUGUAAUCGAUCAUUCUUCACUCACGAAUGUCACAACAAACUCAUCACAGACUUUAUGUUUCUCGGUUCAUGCAGUUUAGUCGCAACAGCCGGACAUAGUUCUGAAAGCAAAAACGUUGCAAUUUGGGAUACUUUGUUGCCACAAAAGAAAGCGAUGGUUGCAUCAUUUGCAUGUCACGAUCAAGGAAGUUCUAGUUUAGCAUACGCUCCACAACAUAAUCUUCUGAUAUCAGCUGGAAAGAAAGGCGACAUUUGUAUCUUUGAUGUUCGUCAGCGGACUUUGAGGCAUCGUUUCCAGGCUCAUGAUAAUGCAAUAAAAUGUCUCGCGAUGGAUCCACACGAAGAAUUCUUUGUGACAGGCUCUGCUGAUGGUGACAUCAAGGUUUGGGCAUUAGCAGCUCCAAUGAGUUCACCGCUUUUCUUCUACCCUGGUGAACACAAACACAGCAGUUUCUUCAAACACAUGGGACAAGGCGUGACGCAAAUUCAAAUCGAUCAACUCGGUCGAAUGUUCUCGUGCGGCGUCGAUGGAAGUAUGAAAGUUCGAUCACUUCCUGAUCGUGAUACGAUCAUCAACUCAAUUUAUUGAGUUAAUCAGAUGAUAAUAGAUAAUAAUAAUAAUUAUAAUAAUUAAACAUAAUAAUAAUAAUAAUAAUUCUUCAACACAUACACACACAAAUAAGUUUUAAAAAAUUUGAUAACAACAAGAUUCAUGAAAAAUAUUUUAAAACAACAAAUAGAGUUGAAACAUUUCAUCAAAAACUUUUUUCGAUUUAUCUUUUCUGUUCUUCCGUCUCAUUAAAGUGAACAAUAAAAAUUUAUCUUCUCGAUGGUGACUCGAAAAUUAUUUCGAUGCUUCUAAAUAUAUUUAAAGAAAAACUUUUUAAUGGACUUUAAAAGUAAAAUUAAUUUUGUGAUGAGAAAAGUCGAAGAAGAACAAACAAAUUAAAAAAAUCUUUCUUGAUUGAAAAUUCUACAUGAAAAUUGAAAAUCUUUAAUAAGAAAAUUGUUUUUUCAUCUCUAUACGUAUUUAUAUUCAUACAAAACGAACGCCCGCCCGCCUGCUCGAACGCCUUUGUGCUAAGAUUUUUACUUAAAGUUUCCUUCCCGUUUUCCCUUUCAUCUUAAAUAUUCAAAGCUUUUAAACGAAAUUAAAGAAGACGCUGAAAAUUAAAUUUAUGAUGUCUGUUGAUGAUACGCCGGUUCGCUGAAUGUCUGGCGAAUCAAAGGAAUUAAUUAUCGCGUUAAUAAUGUUCGCUACUCGACUGAACUUUGCGGUUAAUUUCGGUAAAUUUCGCUUGAAGUGGAAAGUUAUUCGUCUCCGUUUGAAGCUUUCAGGCAUUCUACGAACGUUCGAUUAUAUACAUGAAAGAAAAUCCAAAAUCCAUUUAAAUAUUGUUAGUGUUGUUAUUGAAUAAUAUAAAUAUUUCAUCCCCCGCAAACAAUCCAUUAUUUAUUGCAUAAAUCAAAGGAAAAGAAACUAUGAAAACUUUUAUUAGAUAUUUGAGCAAGAAAUGAAAUCAUUAAUGUUAUAAAAUAAAAUAAAAUUAAAAAAAGGAUAAGUCAAGGCACUCUUGGGACACUCUUGACUGGGCUUUAUGAUGAUGUUUAUGAAAAGAAGCAAAAGAAAAGAGAAAAAAACGAAAUUGUUUACUUAACAACAUUUGACUGUCGUCUUUUUUUAUUUUAUUUUAUAUUUCUCGUUUUUCUCGAUCAACUUGUACGCCUCCCUUCAACCUUAUCAUCUGAAAAUAUCCAAUUUUCACCCCCAUGGGUGCUUCCCUUUAAUGUCAAACAAGGAUAAAAGUUCUUCUACGCCAGCCAUAAAAGAAGAAGAAUAACGUUUUGGGGAAAAUCCGAUGAAAAAUGGAAAUUUUUACGUAAAGCGAGAGUUUGGGGGAGGAAUCAAUGAUGAUAAUGACGAUGAUGAUACUUACAGAAAUUUAAUUUAAAAUCAAAUCCUUCUAUUGUUGACUUUUCAUUUAUUGAUCCAUUAAUGACCUUCUUAGACGAAUCGAGAACUUAUUUAAUAAGGAAAAUCUGAGUUUGAUCCCUUCGUCAACAAAUUUCAAUUGAAAUCUUACUAAAUCAAAUCGAAGGGAAAAGAAGUUGUCUAAUAAUGAAAAAUAUAAUCAUAAUUAAAAAUCUAACAACAAUAAGAAAUCAAAUAACGAAAGAGUCUUAUGAAAAGUAGAAAGAAAACAAAACAUAAAAAAAUGUUUAAAGUUUUUAUUCAGCUUCAAGCAGAAAAUGAAGAAAAAAAUUGUUUUUAUUUCUUAAAUACUUAUGAGUUAAGUUUAAAGUCACACGAAGAUUAAUAUCUAUGAUAAACGAGGGUGAACAUAUAUUGUUGGCUAUAAUCAAGUAAAUAAAAGAAAAAUUAUACACAAUGAACAUGAGAUGUAUGCCAUUUACUCGCAUAAAGUGAAGAAUGAUGAAUAAAGAAAUGGAAAAUAUCUGUAAAAUUCCAAG